AAGAUCUACUGGCUCACUGGACUCGCCGGCAUCGGCAAGACGGCCCUACCCAACUCCAUUGCGAGCGUGGCUCCGGAGAGAGAAUGGCUUGUUUCGUCUUUCUUCUUCAACCGGAUGUCGGACGAGAGAAACACAUCGUCACCACCCUCGUCCGCGACCUGGCGGGCAGAGAUAUGGACAUCGCAGAUGCCGUUGCGGAGAAGCUCAGCUAUGACGUGAGCUUACGAACAACUCCUGAUAUCGAGAGACAGUUUCGGAAGCUUGUCAUUGAACAGUGCAAGGAGUGGAGCAGGUCAGAGCCAGCUGUAUUCGUGGUCGAUGCUCUCGAUGAAGGCUUGGACGAAGGCUUGUUACAUCUUUUGACACGUCAAGUGAAAGAUUUACCCAGUUUCUUUCGCGUCGUCAUUACUUCCCGGCCACUAGCCGAGAUCAGCUCCGCUUUCGAACAUGUGGAAAACAUAACCCGGAAGUCGCUUGAUACGAUGGACAUGCAAAGCCAAGAGGACGUGCAGACUUAUCUUGACGAGCGACUUGCAGCUGUAGCCAUCAAACGGCGUCUAGGACAACCGUGGCCAUCACGGCCUGCGGCCAAAGCGCUGUUACACCAGUCUGAAGGCUUGUUCCAAUGGGCAUUCACGGUAACCGAAUACUUAGGAAAGUGCAUGAAUCCGAACCGGCAGUUGGAUCUCAUUAUUUCACUCCAACGCAUUCCGUCCGUCGCCAGUCGUAUGGACCAGCUGUACGCUACCGUACUUGAUGGGACUGGGGGAACAGAUGACGAAGAUUUCGUGAACGCUUAUCAAAUGUUUAUGGGUUCCAUCUUGGCCGCGAAAGAACCGCUGACUCUGUCGGCAAUGCGUCUGUUGCAUGGCAAUACGGAUGUCGAUCCCCUGGAGCUCCUUGAGCGGAUGGGUUCCUUCGUCGUUGGAUUUGACAGUGAGGAUGAACCCAUCCGUAUUUUGCAUCUGUCGCUUCGGGAGUAUCUCGUGGACAGAGCGACUCCCCCGUAUCGACUAUCUCAAGUCCACAACAGUGAACAUCUCGCUUUUCUCUGUGUGCGAGUCAUCAAAGAUCACCUAAGCAAGACGUGUCGUAUUUUGAAGCCAAAACAAAGAUCCCAUGCCCAGAGCUUGACUUGCCCAAUUCCCCGAGAAUCGAUGUCGGAUGGUCUUACCUAUGCAAUCUCGUUCUGGACCCACCAUCUUCCUGACGUUCGCGAUCCUACCCCAGAGUUUAUGUCCGCCUUAGAAUUAUUGCUGGACGAACAUCUGCAAGACUUAGUGUCCGUUACAAUCGCCCUAGAUGAAUACAAAGGCUUCUCUGAUGUGAGGAGAUGGCUUCAGAACCAUGGUCCUGCUGGAAAACAAGCCCUUCUCCGUAUAUCGGAUGACCACUGGGUCUUCUUGUUCACCUGGGCUUCUGCGGUGCUCAUGAAUAAUUUUCGCGUGGAAGAAGCAUGGGCCGCGGCCGACGACAGCGUCGCGGCGGCUAUUGGAAUUGCGGACGGCGGAACCGGAAAUGCUUCUCUCGCCGAAGCUGCUCACACGACAGUACCCGUCGGUGCAACGGUAUCUUUUCGCAUGGCUGAAGUUGCCAAAUUUGCCCUGCAGAAUAUACGGAAAGCCUCCUCUACCUUCUCAA
Messenger RNA from Dacryopinax primogenitus, 1641 nucleotides. RefSeq lists its product as uncharacterized. The annotation marks the transcript as partial. The record is from RefSeq and is a predicted model, not a curated record. The transcript has 2 exons. Lineage: Eukaryota; Fungi; Basidiomycota; Dacrymycetes; Dacrymycetales; Dacrymycetaceae.